AUGGGGGCCUCUGUGUCUUCUGAGGAGAGCCGCCUGCAAGCCGCGCUGCUGCUGCUGUCGCAAGACCCGCAGCUUCUCCAUGAGCAGCAGCAGCAGCAGCAGCAGCAGCUGUUGCAGCAGCAGCAGCAGCAGUCUCAGCAGCAGCAGCAGCAGCAGCAGACGCGGAAGAGACAGCAGCAGGAGCAAUGGCGGCUGCUUGCUCUGGCCCUUCUGCAGCACUUUGGGGAGGACUCACCUUGCCGCUGGUCCGUGCUGCUGCUGCUGCUGCUGCUGCUGCUGCUCAGCGUGGCCUAUGGGGGCCUCUGUGUCUUCUGA
This is a messenger RNA of Eimeria mitis, 315 nucleotides long. RefSeq lists its product as uncharacterized. The coding region runs from base 1 to 315 and encodes 104 amino acids. The transcript has 2 exons. Lineage: Eukaryota; Apicomplexa; Conoidasida; Eucoccidiorida; Eimeriidae. The record is from RefSeq and is a predicted model, not a curated record.